This is a messenger RNA of Gossypium raimondii (Peruvian cotton), 1878 nucleotides long. RefSeq names its product protein LYK5. The record is from RefSeq and is a predicted model, not a curated record. Gene Ontology annotation, biological process: protein phosphorylation. The transcript has a single exon. NCBI's taxonomy places the organism in Eukaryota, Viridiplantae, Streptophyta, Magnoliopsida, Malvales, Malvaceae. Gene Ontology annotation, molecular function: ATP binding; protein kinase activity. The coding region runs from base 16 to 1878 and encodes 620 amino acids.
UCUAACCAACAAACCAUGUGCAACUUCACCAUGAAUCUGUUCCUUUUAUGCUUCCUCAUACUUGAUGUUUUCAUUCUAUACAUAAAUGCUCAACAAAACUACUCAGGGAACUCAGCUUUGGAGUGCGAUAACAUCGAUGAAUCAGGCACUUCUUCAGCAUUUCUUUACACUUGCAAUGGCCAAGAUCGAAAUUGCCAAGCCUUUCUUAUCUAUAAGGCUCAACCUCCUUUUAACUCAGUUCCCAGCAUUUCGGUUCUCAUGUCUUCGGACCCGGCUGAGAUUGCUAGCAUCAAUAAUGUAACUGAGGAUGCAAAGUUCCCAACCGGGAAAGAGGUGAUCAUCCCUGUAAGCUGUUUUUGUUUAGGCCGGUAUUAUCAGGCAAACACCACGUUUAACAUCUCAAGCAUCCAUGGCACGUAUUAUACUGUAGGAACUGAGGCAUACCAGGGAUUAACCACAUGCAGUUCCCUUAUACGAGCUAAUCCACAAAGCAAAUACAAAUUGGUUCCUGGAAUUGAAUUGAAAGUUCCACUUCGAUGUGCAUGUCCAACGAGUAAUCAAACCGAGAGUGGAACAAAGUAUCUAGUGACUUAUUCUUUCAGCUUCGGGGAUGCUAUUGCAGAUAUAGGUGAUAGAUUCAAUGUGAGCAAAAAGAGAAUUGAUGAUGCAAAUGGUUUGGAAGAGUUGCAACUUCCUAACCCUUUCACAACAAUCCUAAUUCCUCUGCCAACAGCACCUUCAAGCUCCCAAACCAUAAUUCACAAGGAUCAGCCACUUGAUCCACCUCUUCCAUUUGAAGAAUACUCGAAAAGCAGCAAUGGAUUGAAGCAGAAAUUGUAUGGAGUUGGAGUUGCAGCAGGUUGCUUUUUGCUUCUUCUUAUCAUCAUCUUGUUCACUGCUGUUAAGUUCAAUAAGAAAAAGGACGGAGUUCUUCAAAUUGGCAAUGAAAGAAGUACAAAUUAUGUAUUACCAGCUGACCUCCGUAUUGAAAUUGCAAGAUUCGACCGAGGUUUAAGAGUGUUUACAUUUAAGGAGAUCAAGAAGGCUACAUGGAAUUUCAGUUCUAAGUAUAGAAUCAAUGGUUCUGUCUAUUCAGGCAGUUUCGGUGGGAAGAUCCUGGCUGUUAAAAUAAUGAGACGAAAUGCAUCCAAGGUGGUACAAUUGCUGAAGAACAUCAAUCAUUUCAAUCUGAUCAAGCUUCAAGGUGUAUGUGAAAACCAUGUAGUUUUCUAUCUUCUUUUUGAGUAUAUGGAAAAAGGGUCUCUAAGGGAUUGGCUUUGCAAUCAAAGCGCUGACGAGGUUGGAUGCUGGACGAGGAGGAUUCAGAUUGCUUUGGAUGUUGCUAAUGGGCUUCACUAUCUUCACAGUUUCACCAAACCUGCCUAUGUACAUGGGGACAUCAACAGCAGCAAUAUUCUGCUAAACGGUGGUUUAAGGGCCAAAAUUGCAAACUUCAGCCUUGCAAGAGAAGUGGCGAGUGAAACGAGCAGUGUCACUUUUAGAACUCGGGUUACAGGGACUAGAGGUUAUCUGGCACCAGAGUUUGCACAGACAGGUCAGGUUACUUCCAAGAUUGAUGUCUUUGCUUUUGGGCUUGUGCUAUUGGAACUGAUCACCGGAAAAUAUGCCACCAUUACGCAAGAUAGAAGAGAAAUACUGCUAUUCAAAACCGUUGUUUCCAUCAUGGAAAAAGAUAACGCAGAAGCUGAGAUCCAUUCCUUCAUUGAUCCUAGGCUAAAAUGUGAGAGCCGGACAGAGUUGGCCCUGCGGAUGGCUCAAUUAAGCGUAGCCUGCUUGACAGAAGAACCAACAAAGACACCAUGCAUGGAGGAAGUAGUGUCAGUUCUGUCCAAAAUGCGAGCAGAUAUAUGUAAAUAG